CAGCUGUUCUGCCAUCUACAACUGCAACUCUAGCAUCGUCUCUCUCCCCAGCCCAUCUUGUAAAACUAACCCCUUCCUCCGCUAGCCUUUCGACAUCAUGAUGCCAAGUUGGCCAGCGGCGCAGCCAGCGCCGAGCGUCACGCAGCAAACCGCCCCAGGCAACUAUGCGUAUCCAACAAAUCCUGCCUUCAUCCCCGUUCCCGUACGCCAGGGAUUUGGUCAAUACGGAGCACCAGCAGCUCCCUACGCCGGAUACGUGCCUCCACCGCCCCCCGUGCAACCCCAAAUGUCUACUGCCUCGCCCGUGAAUGGUGCAACCCCAGCACCCGAGCAGGCCAAGUCAAAAGUUGACUGGCCCGAAUCUGUUCGGAGCUACGUCCAGCGAUCCUUCCUCCCCCAGAAUGACGACCCUUCCGUAUCUCGAGCGGACAUCGAAGCCAAGCUUAAGAGCACCAUCGGUUCCGCUAAAGAGAACGACACACUCUACACCAUCGACUGGGACAGCAUGCCCCUUCCUCAGGCCUUAGUCAGAGCCGAACGUGACGCCGAAAUGAAGCGCAGCAUGCAUUCCUCCCCAUCCCAUAUCCGCGAGCCCCUGAAUCCUAAGAAGAGGAAAUCUGCCGAUUUUGCAAAUGAUGACAACUCUCAGCCCCCGUGGCGCUCUACUAACUCGCGAUCUUCUCUUCAAGAUCGCAUCACCUACCCUUCACCCGAAAAGCGCGCCUCCUUGGACGAGUCACCCCCAAGAUCAAGUAAGUUCCAGAAGGAAGCCAACAAGCGCAAGCGCCGGUUCGAGACCGAAUACAAGGCGUUCAGAUCGCCCAGCCCGCCUCCGCCAUCAUCUGGACCCAUCACCGGCACAUGCGAAGUACUGGAGAAGAAGUAUCUUCGUCUCACAGCCCCUCCAGUUCCGUCCAAGGUCAGACCCGAACGUGUUCUGCGCCAGACCCUGGAUCUUCUCAAGAAGAAAUGGAAGAGGGAGAGCAACUAUUCGUACAUUUGUGAUCAGUUCAAGUCGAUGCGUCAAGACCUGACUGUGCAACAUCUCAAGAACGACUUUACUGUUUCCGUCUAUGAAAUCCAUGCCCGAAUUGCCUUGGAGAAGGGGGAUAUCGGUGAGUAUAAUCAAUGUCAGACCCAGCUGCGAUCACUGUAUGCUCUGGGCCUGAAGGGCAACCCCAUUGAAUUCAAGGCGUAUCGUAUCCUUUACUUUAUCCACACUGCCAACCGAACCGGCCUGAACGACACCAUGGCAGAUCUAACCGCAGCAGAGAAGGAGGAGAAGCCGAUCAAGCAUGCUUUGGAAGUGCGAUCGUCUCUGGCGCUGGGGAACUAUCACAAGUUCUUCCAGCUGUACCUGGACACGCCCAACAUGGGCGCAUACCUGAUGGAUAUGUUUGUUGUCCGGGAGCGGCUUGCUGCUUUGUGCAACAUUUGCAGAUCAUACAAGCCGGAUGUCAAGCUCCGCUUCAUCACUGAGGAACUCGGAUUCGAGUCUGAUGCUGAUGCAGCUCAGUUUAUCAUCGACCAACAAGGUCAACAUUUGCUGGAAGAUCGAACAGAUUACAUCGCUUUCCUGACUGGCAAGGCCGGGCCCCUCUUUGAGGGUGCACGAUCGGCCGCGUUCCGAAAGGUUGAUAUCAAAGGCCAGAUCUGAGCGUUUUCCUGUGCAUUUCGUCUCGAUUUCUUUUCCUCUUUUUCUCUUGCGACUUUCUCAGGCGUCCUGGGGGCAGAAUUUUGCUAUCGACAUCAGCUCGACAAGAUAUGAUGAUGCCGUCACUUGGAUGACAUCUCAUUCAUGUAGACACGACCACGGCAUUUAUACCCCGUUGCUCGCUUAAGCGGCAUCGAAACUUUUUUUUCGCUACUUCACGCCAGGCCAGAGAAGUAUGCAGUUGACUGUUGACCUUGGUCUUGUCUCCUGCUGUCUACUCUGGGCUCGAUCAAUUAACCAUAGCCUCCAUACUAGCCCACAAUGCUGAUGACACCUGGAGGCAAAGCAAUGUUUUGAUGGAUUACAAAAGUUGGAUGGGUGCACUUUAGACACGACGGGAUUUCAUGGCGCGCAACGGAACAAAACUGAAGGCCAAUCCCGGCAUGGUUGGGACUGGUGGACAACGAAAGACUGAGGUUGACGGCGUUCACAUCUUGAUGCCAUAGCAGCUUGUUGUAUUCUAGUCCCAAUCAUACGCAGGCGGAAUUGGUUGCAGAGGCUUUGGCGUUUCAUGGGGCCACGGUUCAGUUAUUCCAGGUUCAUAGCAAUUGAUUCUUUAUUGACUUGAG
Molecule: messenger RNA, 2283 nt
Organism: Fusarium vanettenii 77-13-4
Lineage: Eukaryota; Fungi; Ascomycota; Sordariomycetes; Hypocreales; Nectriaceae
Exons: 3
Coding region: 98-1657 (519 amino acids)
Cellular component (GO): nucleus
Source: RefSeq, a predicted model, not a curated record